GUUCUCUACAAAAGAAAGCCGGUGACGAUGGCUCCGGCACCUGCCAAACUCGACAACAACACCGAGGUUCGCAUAUCUGCCCUGGUCUAUCUGUAUCCACCUCCGACUUACUCUUCUACANNGGUCUGGGUCAUGCCCAAAUCAGGCGAAGUCUUUACAGACUACGAAUCCUAUCUGUCUCGCUUCGAGUUCUACAACCGAAAAAAGUUUACAGACGCCGUCAAUGGCAAGUCCGGCUUGACCUUCUUCGCCGCCAUCGAUUCAGAGGUAUGCAACCUCCUGGCUGUACACAUGUCCGACUCUCACACAAUACAGAACAACAGUUCCAGCGACAUUGAAAAGAUCUUCCCUGAGGCUCUUCGCGACCCCAUCCUGAGAAAGGUCCAGUUCUCAGACAUCUCCCGCAUAGAUGAGCUGGUGUCUUUCGUGUUUGAGGUACGUAUUGUUCCCUCGUCUCUCACAUUUCAGGUACUGAUUCGUGCANNGGAAUUUCGCAGCGAGUUCUUCCCUGGUGAGGAAGUGAGCGUCUCUCUCGAUAACGGCGACCAGUUCGAGGGCGUGAUCCGCGAAAAGGCCAAGUUCCCGCAACUUCUCAACCCUGACGGCUCUAUCCAACGCGCUGCCUUCUCCCGCUACUUUGUUAAGCUCAACGACGAACGUGGUGAGGAAGCCCUUCUGGACGACAAGCACAUCAAGAGAAAUCGCAAACUCUUUACCAAGCAAAACCUGAGAUCCUUCUUGAAGAGCUCGAUACAACGCGACAUGUUUACUGGUGCACCUUGGCUGGUCAAGGAGCAUCUCGCAAGGCAAUACAGACUGCCCAUGGAAAUUCCUUCCCAUCUUGCUCAACGCAUGCAAGCUUCACCUCAACCUGGUAUGCCUCGCCAACCACAAGGCACUUCGAUAUUCAACAAAGUCAACGGUCGCAAAGGAAAGAACCUCACCAUCGGAGACUUUGAGCAAGACGGUUCACUACAGGGCUACACAACACCACCACUCAAUGGCUCCAGAUUUCCUGGAUAUCAAGCAGCCGCAGUCAAGACGGAGCCUCAGAAGCUUGCUCCCGCACCCAUCAAAUACCCCAUCGAAGAUUUGGAUGUUCCUGCAAGGAAGAAUGAUCUCGUUCGUCCUGACUUGAAGUUCAUCACAUCGCAAAACCCUGGUGAGGGCGAGAUUCGUAUGGAAUAUGUCGGACCCUUGCUGGAGAUUUGGAACACUCUCAAUGUACACUCCGAGGUACUCAUUCUGGAUGCUUUUACAUUCGACGACUUCGUGGAAGCGAUCAAGUUCACCUCUGAUGAGGUCACUUGCGAGCUGCUUGAAGAGGCACAUUGUGCAGUGCUCAAGACAAUUGUCAACGAGGAGGGCACACUCCAAGUUACUCUGCCAGACAUGGUCGAGGAGGAGUCGUCUGACGAAGAAAUCGAUGAAAGCGAGCCAGCCACGCCCAUCUUGGACGCACCUGCACACGCAACUAGAAGCCGCAUGAGCAACAUCAGCAACGUCGCAGCAGAAGAGACAAAUGGCAGAUCUAGCAGAACCCCCGCCGAAGGUCGUCACCGUCCGCAUCGUACUCCCGAGCUGUUAGCAAGCUACGGUUGGGUUGAACGUCUAAAGGCUCGUGAUUUUGCUAAUGGAGGCUGGCAAUCAAUCAUGGCAGGCCUGCUACAUCAAUUGUCACUGAAUCCUCGCCAGAAGUCAGAAUGCGACAAGGUAUUGUCUAAACUCGUGCCAUUGGACGAAGAUCCAAGCCUGGAGAGUGUCAGAAUCAACUACGUUCGCCUUGACAUCAACCUUCGAAUUUCUGCAUUGCAGCUCAUCACCUUGCUAUGUGUUAGCACCAAGACUGUCAGAGGAUACCUCGAGGAAAUGAGCGAGGAACAAACCAAGAUUCGCAAGGAAAAGCUUGAGCAUCAAAAAUCGAAGAAAGAAAGUGUUGCAAAACUGGGCGACCUUGAAACUCAGAAAAAAAUCUUGCUCCCGGACAACCUCCCGGACUCACCCAAGGAGGAGCACCCUGAUCCUAUGGAUAUCAGUAUGAGUCAUGUUGAUGAGACCAUGGACACGGUGGAUCUCGCCACCUCGGAUGCGGAAGAAGAAGGUGGCCGUUCUCUCCGACGUGGUAACGAGCGAAAGCGCAAGCGUGACGAAGACGCAGCUCGACGCGAAAAGCAGCGCGAAGAGAAGAAAGCAAAGACCAACCCCAGACAGUCCAAGGAGUUCACCAAGCUCCUGAAGGAUAUCGACAAGCUCAAGGUUGAGAUCUCGAAACGCGAGAAGGAGAUCGCAAUUUGCGAUGAACAACUCCGCGAGGCUAAUUGUCAGCGUACCAAAGUACUUGGAAGAGAUAGAUUCUGGAAUCGCUACUAUUGGUUUGAACGCAACGGCAUGCCUGUCACUGGACUCACUGAUGGUAGCACUGGCAGCUAUGGUUAUGCCAACGCGCGUAUCUGGGUACAGGGACCUGAUGAGAUGGAGCGCUUGGGCUUUAUCGACUUGCCUGAAGAUCUGCAAAGCACUUACACCCAAGACCAUGGACUCUCUGUUCCUGAUCGCAAAGCCAAGGAAGAAGGCCUCACCAGUCUGCGAACAGCCAGCGAGUGGGGAUACUACGACGAUCCGGAGACCAUUGCCUUGCUGUUGAACUGGUUUGACGACCGCGGUGUCAGAGAAAAGGCAUUGCGCAAGGAGAUGACUGCUUGGCAAGAGCCCAUCACUGGUCAGAUGCGUACUCUGAAGACACAUCUGGAUAGCAUCAACCAGGAGGACGUGGACGACGAGCCCGUCACUCGUGUGUCGACUAGGAAGAAGACCUACGUUGAUAUCGAAGCGUCCAGUCAACGUUGUCUCAGAUGGAGAAACUUGACAGCUAUGGACAAGAACGGCCAUCUGCAUUCUGAGCAGCCUAAACCCAAGGAGAAGAAGGGCAGGAAGGAAGCCAAGGGCGUCGCCAAAGUUGUCGCAAAGGGUAAACCCACCACGAGACAAGGAACGAAGUACGGCAAAUAG
Messenger RNA from Aureobasidium uvarum, 3009 nucleotides. NCBI's taxonomy places the organism in Eukaryota, Fungi, Ascomycota, Dothideomycetes, Dothideales, Saccotheciaceae. The record is from the annotation of a GenBank genome assembly.